Echinostoma caproni is the source of this 480-nucleotide messenger RNA. The record is from the annotation of a GenBank genome assembly. Lineage: Eukaryota; Metazoa; Platyhelminthes; Trematoda; Plagiorchiida; Echinostomatidae.
UCGCAUUGCAGAAUCCGUUACGAAUCAUGUGCUGCUCAAGUGUUGUCCUCAACCAUUGAUAAAAAUCAUUUUCCAAUAAGUAUUUCUGCAUUUUUUCUCUCCCUCCGUGCUGUUCAUGAUUUCUCCUGGUUGAUAGACACGCAUGAGCUUGCUCGCAAUCGAACCGAGGUUGACUACGGGGAGAUUCCAUCCGAGUUCUGCGACACUCUCAUCAACACCUUAAUGGAUGACCCGGUCAUGUUACCGCAGUCUCAGGCUAUUGUGGACCGGAGCACAAUUAUGCAACACUUAUUGAAUCAGGAAACAGAUCCGUUCAAUCGGCUUCCCCUGCGCGAAGAUGAACUUAUUCCAUGUGAAAUGGUCUCGGUUGUGAGCGAAACGAUCUGCGAGAUUGACGGCUCGCUCAUGCAUAAUCGAGAGCGAUGUCUUGUACGCUGCGCGGAGCACUUCAGAGCACAGUCUAACUGGCCACCAGUGUAA